CGCCUCGCGGUGCAUUGUGGGAUGCAGUCUGCGUCCUCUCUGUUUAUUUUUUAGGUUAAAAUGUGAAAAAGCGUCAGAGAGACUGAGACCAACGUUAUUAACACGUUAUCAACACGUUAUUAACACGUUAUUAACACGUUAUUAACACGUCAUCAACACGUCAUCAGUGACGGAGCGAAACAUGGAGGCUGAAGGUGUGAGCAGUGCCACGCCCACAGAGGAGAUGAACGGGGCGGGAAACCUGAUGGACUUCCUGGACGAGCCGUUUCCUGACGUGGGCACGUACGAAGACUUCCACACCAUCGACUGGCUGAGGGAGAAGUCCAGAGACACAGACCGCCACCGCAAGAUCACCAGUAAGAGCAAAGAGUCCAUGUGGGAGCUGAUCAAGAGUCUGCUGGACGCCUGGUCAGGAUGGGUGGUGAUGCUGCUCAUCGGACUGCUCUCAGGGACGCUGGCCGGAGUGAUCGACCUGGCGGUGGACUGGAUGACCGAUCUGAAGGAAGGCGUGUGUCUGUCGGCCUUCUGGUACAGCCACGAGCAGUGCUGCUGGACGUCCAACGAGACGACCUUCGACGACCGAGACAAGUGUCCGCAGUGGCAGAAGUGGGCCGAGCUGAUGACCGGCCACGCUGAGGGAGCCGGAGCGUACGUGUUGAACUACUUCCUGUAUGUUCUGUGGGCUCUGCUGUUUUCCUUCCUGGCGGUGUCGCUGGUCCGAGUGUUCGCUCCGUACGCCUGCGGUUCAGGAAUCCCAGAGAUCAAGACCAUCCUUAGUGGCUUCAUCAUCCGCGGGUACCUGGGCAAAUGGACCCUGCUGAUCAAGACGGUCACCCUGGUUCUGGCGGUGUCUUCGGGUCUCAGCCUGGGGAAGGAGGGUCCUCUGGUCCACGUCGCCUGUUGCUGUGGAAACCUCUUCUGCAGCCUCUUCUCCAAGUACAGCAAGAACGAGGGCAAACGCAGAGAGGUGUUAUCAGCAGCAGCAGCAGCUGGCGUGUCGGUGGCCUUUGGAGCGCCCAUCGGAGGAGUUCUGUUCAGCCUGGAGGAGGUCAGUUACUACUUCCCUCUGAAGACUUUGUGGCGUUCUUUCUUCGCUGCCCUGGUCGCUGCCUUCACACUGCGCUCCAUUAACCCGUUUGGCAACAGCCGCCUGGUGCUGUUCUACGUGGAGUACCACACGCCGUGGUACAUGGCCGAGCUGGUCCCGUUUAUCCUGCUGGGUGUGUUCGGCGGGCUCUGGGGGACCCUCUUUAUCCGGGCCAACAUCGCCUGGUGCCGGCGGAGGAAGACCACACAGCUGGGGAAGUACCCGGUCCUGGAGGUCAUUGCUGUGACGGGUAUCACUGCUGUGCUGGCUUUCCCCAACCCAUACACCCGCCGCAGCACCAGCGAGCUCAUCUCUGAGCUCUUCAACGACUGCGGCGCGCUGGAGUCAUCACAGCUCUGCGACUACAUUAACAACCCCAACAUGAGUCGGCCGGUGGAUGACAUCCCAGACCGACCCGCGGGGCCCGGGGUCUACAAUGCCCUGUGGCAGCUUGCCCUCGCUCUCGUCUUCAAGAUCGUCAUCACCAUCUUCACCUUCGGCAUGAAGAUUCCAUCAGGUCUCUUCAUUCCCAGCAUGGCGGUCGGCGCCAUCGCAGGAAGGAUCGUCGGGAUCGCCGUGGAGCAGAUGGCGUACCACCACCACGACUGGAUCAUCUUUAAGAACUGGUGCCGGCCCGGUGCGGACUGUGUCACACCUGGGCUCUACGCCAUGGUGGGAGCCGCCGCCUGUUUGGGCGGGGUGACCAGGAUGACCGUCUCCCUGGUGGUCAUCAUGUUCGAGCUCACCGGCGGUCUGGAGUACAUCGUCCCGCUGAUGGCCGCCGCUGUCACCAGCAAGUGGGUGGCAGACGCCUUCGGGAAGGAGGGCAUCUACGAGUCGCACAUCCAGCUCAACGGCUACCCCUACCUGGACGUCCGGGACGAGUUCACCCACCGCACGCUGGCCACCGACGUGAUGCGGCCCCGCAGGAACGACCCGCCUCUGGCCGUCCUCACCCAGGACUCCACCACGGUGGAGGAUGUGGAGACGCUGAUCAAAGACACCGAUUAUAACGGCUUCCCGGUGGUCGUGUCGAGAGAGUCGGAGAGGCUCAUCGGCUUUGUUCAGCGUCGGGACCUCACGCUCGCCAUCAAGAACGCCCGUCAGAAGCAGGACGGCGUGGUGAGCAGCUCGGUGGUGUACUUCACCGAGGACGCACCACAACUGCCGGCCAGCAACCCGCAACCGCUGAAGCUGAGACGCAUCCUGAACCUCAGCCCCUUCACCGUCACCGACCACACGCCCAUGGAGACGGUGGUGGACAUCUUCCGCAAGCUGGGCCUCCGGCAGUGUCUCGUCACCCGGAGCGGGCGUCUCCUGGGCAUCAUCACCAAGAAGGAUGUCCUGCGACACAUGGCUCAAAUGAUGAACCAGGACCCAGAGUCCAUCAUGUUCAACUAGCAGAGAGGAGCUUUACUCCAUCGACGGUGUAAAUAGGUGAAACUGGUGAGAUGCUACUGUUCUGCAACCUGUGAAAAGUCCCUCCCACCUCCUGUAGUGACCACAGCAGCACUGCUGCAGCUCCACGUGUUUCCAGUGUAACUGACUUAGUGUAGAGAAUUUCAGAAGAUUAAAACACAGAGACACCAUCGGGAGAUAAAAACUUCUUUUUCCUAACGCUGUCACAUGUUAACCAUGCUGACAGUUUGGCACGGUUAACGUUCAGAGUGCCAAACUCUGCUUCUUCAGCUUCAGCAGUCAUUCCUUUAGAGCUCAAUAAAACAUGUAGAGCGCCGCGCUGCAGGAAACACUAAGAAUACAAAGCUGUGGUCAGGUGUAAGGAUGUGUGUGUGUGGACAUUCACAGGGUUGCUGUGCAGACUGGUCUGUCUGUUUAUUUAAUACUGACAGCUCUCGGCUCGGAACGUCAUGUCAGUCAAAAAAAGAUGUGUUUGAAAAUUGCAACAUGUUAAAGACUGAAGCAAAACAAUUCAAAGACUUUGAAACAAGUUUGACUUUUCCUGCAACGUUUGCUACGUCACGUCAGCCAGAAUGUGACAGCAGGAGAAAACUACGACAAACAAGAUUCAGACGCGAUUUACAGACACAAACCUCAAUGUACAGUGUAAGUCGAUUUCAAGCACAGCUUUUUGAAUGACAUGCUUUCCUGCAGCACUUCAUGCUGUGUUCAUGUCGACCUCAAACAAAAAAGAAAAUCUGUGAAAAGGAAACAUUUAGGAAUCUAAAAUGGUACUCGGCCAUCACUGACGAUGCUUCACAGGAAAUGGGACCACUUGUGAGAUUUAAAGGUGCAGUGUGUAAUUUGUGGCCACCUGCUGCUGCUGCAAAAAAAAAGAAAAAAGACUGCAUGCUAAUUUUACUAACCCUGGUCAAAUCUUGCACAUUGCUCCUUUAACGAGUGAAACUGUCUGGAACAAUGAUUUAUUUGAAGUUGGAGAGUUUGGGACUGCUGCACUUUGUGUUUUUGUUUUGUUGGUACGUGUUGCUGCCAUAUUUAUAUUAAUGCUGCCUGUAUUAAUGUUGAUUUAUGUAUCAGUGGCACCACUCGGCUCGUCUCUGGUCCUGAAGGCACAAACUGUCUCAAACACUAAAGGUUUGUUUAUGUAUCAGAAGACGUUGUUGGAUUUCUUGUGUUCAUUUAAUCGUGUCAAAAAGGUUCAAAGAGCCUCAAAAUGUGUUUGAUUCAUCUGUGUGAUUUAUGCAUCGAUCUGUAGUUCUGGAUCAGUAUCGUGCCGCUGCAGACCUCAUCAAGCAGAUCAGGAGUCGGCCAGAUGUGACCGGUCAAAUCUCUGACAUCAUGAAUGAAUCCGACAGUUUGCAGAUUUUAAAUCUGGAUUUUAAAGUUUCAUUUAGAGUAGACGUAGAAGCUCCUGUUACAUGAUCUGACAAUAUAACUGAUACUGUAUCUAAUAAUUCUUAUUAAGGACACAUUUGUCGUUCAUAAGUGAAGGAAAAUAACUGAGGAGGACUGAAGUGUCGUAAAUUUCCAUGCAGGUCUGGGAAAUCAUUUCCAGCACUUGAUC
This is a messenger RNA of Larimichthys crocea (large yellow croaker), 4070 nucleotides long. RefSeq names its product H(+)/Cl(-) exchange transporter 4. The transcript is spliced from 12 exons. The record is from RefSeq and is a predicted model, not a curated record. Lineage: Eukaryota; Metazoa; Chordata; Actinopteri; Sciaenidae. Gene Ontology annotation, cellular component: plasma membrane; early endosome; Golgi apparatus. Bases 182 to 2488 code for a protein of 768 amino acids. Gene Ontology annotation, biological process: transmembrane transport; chloride transport. Gene Ontology annotation, molecular function: voltage-gated chloride channel activity.